Molecule: messenger RNA, 4413 nt
Organism: Panthera uncia (snow leopard)
Lineage: Eukaryota; Metazoa; Chordata; Mammalia; Carnivora; Felidae
Gene: ARHGAP17
Product: Rho GTPase activating protein 17
Exons: 19
Coding region: 1988-4321 (777 amino acids)
Biological process (GO): regulation of Rac protein signal transduction; positive regulation of GTPase activity; signal transduction
Cellular component (GO): cytosol; intracellular anatomical structure; cytoplasm
Molecular function (GO): GTPase activator activity; protein binding
Source: RefSeq, a predicted model, not a curated record
AGAGUCCUGUUUGAAAGUGUGGAGGCUGGUGCCUGCCUACCCAGGUCUUUCCCUGACUGGCUCUGUGGCCUCAGGGGAUUACUUAACUUUCUGUGUCUCAGUUUCCACUUCUCUAAAAUGAGGAUAAUGGCGGUAUCCCCUCCAUCAGAUCAUUAGCAGGAAUUAACAGGUUAAGCGGGAGAACACUAGGGAUGGAUCCCGGGCCACAGAAAUUUUCUUUUUUGUUUCUGGUGUGAGAUUUCCCUUCACUUAGUCUGUGUGCUCCCUGUUUGAUCUGUGAGAGCAGUUCAAAUGGCUCUAUUUUGCCCCUUAUUUUUUGCUCAUAAGUUUGUUGUGCUUGUGUGGAGUUUCCCUGGGAGGCUGUGAAUCCCAGGAGGAUGAGAACUACAGCUUAUUUACUGUUGUUUUUCUGAUACCUUACACAGGGACUUAAUACAUGUUCUUGACCUUUCAGCAAAUAUUAAAUGAACACCUUGCAUUCGUGUUCCAGACAGUGUUCCGGGUACCUGGGAUAAAUCUGUGCACAGAACAGACCAAGGUCCCUGUCCCCCAGUGGACUUUAUAAUUUUCUAGUAGAAAUUAGAAUCAAAGCGAAAUGGAGUUUUGUGGGGUUUUGUUUUUGUUUGAUUUUGCCUGUUUUUUGUGGCCAGCAAAGAAGUGCAUAUUAGUUUUCCAGUGUAUUACAAUGUGGUCAUUAUAAGAUGAGGGGUCAGUGAUGUGGCCUCUGCUCCUUACAUAAAUGUGCCUGCUCGAUCAGGGCCCUGGUAGUCAGGCCUUGGCUCUGAAGAAAAGCUGGGGGGGGGGGGGGGGGCGCGGUGCAGACCUUCAGGAGAGAAGCAUAGAACCAUGUCAUUGGGUAAAAUGUUGUGGGGUAAAAACGCAUUCUGCUUUGAAUUUGUUGAUUUUUCUUUAAAAUAGAAAGCAUCCCUGAGGGCCUGCACUCAUUCUUAAUGAGUCAUCAGAAUACACAUUUUUGGCAUUCCUUCCUGUGAAAAGCAGCUCUCUUUGCCAUAAACAGCCAUAUCCCAGCAAUAAUAUUUUGGGAAACUAAAUCUUGAUGCGUGGGUCCCCUAAGUCAGUGUUUCUUGCAGUCCAUUGUGCUUUAGGGGUUUAGUUAAAACCAAAGCAAAAACAAAGACAAAAACCCACCCUAACCCCAAUAAAGAAUAAUUUUGAAAACAACUGACCUUGAAACUGUGGAGCCUUGAUUUGGACUCUUCUGUCUGAUGUCCCAUGUGUGGAAGGCUCUGCCACUAUCCACAGGGCAUGGCUUCUGACAGUCCCGUGGUUUUUCCACUUGGCUGUGGGUCUGGGCCUGAGGUGUUCAUCUGCGGUUCUGCAGGCUGGCGCCGGGCCUUUGCAGGGAGCGCAUAGCCCGACUGCCGCCACCCUUCCUGAUAGGAGUUGGGGCCGUGACCGCGCUCCCUCCCUGCACACACACUUAGCCUUUAGGAGAUGUAAACCCCUCGGUGUAGGAGAGGUCGGCGGUUCUGAACCAGGGGCCGUUUCGCCCACUGGGAGGAUAUUUGUCAGUGUGUGGAGACACUUCCGGUUGUCACAACUCGGAAUGGGGUGCACCUGGCAUCUACUGGGUAGAGGCCAGAGAGAUGAGGCUAAACGUACCAUAUGCACAGAGCAGCCCCCCUCGCCCCCCGACACACACACCCAGAAUUAUCUGGCCUCAAAUGUCAGUAGAAAGAAACCCUGCUCUAGGGGAAUGGGGACCAUGUGCGUUUACACCGAGAGCUAAAAAAUUAGACCCCCGGGUGCUGCUUCUACCUACAUGCCAAUGCCACGUAAGAAGAGAUGUGUUCUGAAGCCUUGCUGAUGGCUCGUUUGUCUCAUUUGUCAGAUCGAGCGGCGCCUGGACACGGUUCGGUCAAUAUGCCACCACUCCCACAAGCGCCUGGCAGCAUGCUUCCAGGGCCACGGCCCCGACGUGGAGAAGAGAUACAAAAAACUCCCUCUGACCGCUCUUGCUCAGAACAUGCAAGAAGCAUCGACUCAGCUGGAAGACUCCCUGCUGGGGAAGAUUCUGGAGACGUGUGGCAAUGCUGAGAACCAGCUGGCUCUAGAACUUUCUCAGCACGAGGUCUUUGUUGAGGGAGAGAUUGUGGAUCCUCUCUGCAGCAUCGCAGAGUUGGAGAUUCCCAACAUCCAAAAACAGAGGAAGCAGCUCGCUAAAUUGGUGUUAGACUGGGAUUCGGUCAGAGCCAGGUGGAACCAAGCUCACAAAUCUUCAGGAACCAACUUCCAGGGGCUUCCAUCAAAAAUAGAUACCCUAAAGGAAGAGAUGGAUGAAGCUGGAAACAAAGUGGAGCAGUGCAAGGACCAGCUUGCAGCGGACAUGUACAACUUUAUGGCCAAAGAAGGGGAGUAUGGCAAAUUCUUCAUUACGUUAUUAGAAGCCCAAGCAGAUUACCAUAGAAAAGCAUUAGCAGUCUUAGAAAAGGCCCUUCCCGAAAUGCGAGCCCAUCAAGAUAAGUGGGCGGAAAAGCCAGCCUUUGGGACUCCUUUGCAAGAGCACCUGAAGCGGAGCGGGCGUGAGAUUGCACUGCCCAUCGAGGCCUGUGUCAUGCUGCUUCUGGAGACAGGCAUGAAGGAGGAGGGCCUUUUCCGAAUUGGAGCUGGGGCCUCCAAGUUAAAGAAACUGAAAGCUGCUUUAGACUGCUCCACUUCUCAUCUGGAUGAGUUCUACUCAGACCCCCACGCUGUAGCAGGUGCUUUAAAGUCCUAUUUACGGGAAUUACCUGAACCUUUGAUGACCUUCAGUCUGUAUGAAGAAUGGACCCAAGUGGCAAGUGUGCAGGAUCAAGACAAAAAACUUCAAGAUUUAUGGAGAACAUGUCAGAAGUUGCCACCACAAAAUUUUGUUAACUUCAGGUAUUUAAUCAAGUUCCUUGCAAAGCUUGCCCAGACCAGUGACAUUAAUAAAAUGACUCCCAGCAACAUUGCAAUUGUGUUAGGCCCUAACUUACUAUGGGCCAAAAACGAAGGGUCGCUAGCUGAAAUGGCAGCGGCCACAUCUGUCCACGUGGUUGCGGUCAUUGAGCCCAUCAUUCAGCACGCCGACUGGUUCUUCCCUGAAGAGGUGGAAUUUAACGUCUCAGAAGCAUUCGUGCCUCUCGUCACCCCAAAUUCCAAUCACUCAUCUCACACUGGAAAUGACUCUGACUCAGGGACCCUCGAGAGGAAACGACCUGCCAGCAUGGCAGUAAUGGAAGGGGACUUGGUGAAGAAGGAGAGCUUUGGUGUGAAGCUUAUGGACUUCCAGGCCCACCGGCGAGGUGGCACUCUAAAUAGAAAGCACAUAGCCCCAGCUUUCCAGCCGCCACUCCCGCCCACAGAUGGCGGCACCUUGGCUCCUGCGGGCCCGGAGCCCCCUCCCCAGAGCUCUAGGGCUGAAAGCAGCACAGGGGGUGGGGCUGUCCCCUCCUCUGCGGGCAUACUGGAGCAGGGGCCAAGCCUGGGCGACAGUCCGCCGAAACCCAAGGACUCUGCCCCUGCCCCCGCACCCACCCCGGGGAGAAGCAACAGUCAGAUGGCCGCUGGCCCGAACCAGGCCCAGACAGCGACUGGCUCCCAUCAGCUCUCGGUCGGCCCAGGGCACAACUCCGCCGGCCCCAGCCCGCACACUCUGCGCCGAGCUGUUAAAAAACCUGCUCCUGCACCCCCGAAACCAGGAAACCCGCCUCCCGGCCACCCCGGGGGCCAGAGUUCUCCGGGAACGUCUCAGCAUCCGCCCAGUCUGUCGCCAAAGCCAGCCGCCCGAAGCCCUUCUCCUCCCACUCAGCAGGCGGGCCAGGCCCCGGGCCAGCCGUGCGCCGCCCCGCAGCCCUCGGCGCCCCGGAGGUACUCCAGCAGCCUGCCUCCCAUACAAGCCCCCAGCCACCCGCCGCCGCAGCCCCCCACGCAGGCCGCGCCGCCCCCGGGGCACACCAAACCCGGUGGCGGCCAGGGCCCGCCCGCCCCCACGGCACCGACCGGCGAGCAGGGACUGGAGCAGCCACCUCACACCCCUCCCCAGACUCCGACGCCCCCCAGUACUCCACCUUUAGGAAAACAGAACCCCGGCCCGCCCGCUUCGCAGACCGCGGCGGGGACUAACCCUGAGACUGCGCAGCCACACGCCGGAACCUUACCGAGACCGCGACCAGUACCAAAGCCCAGGAACCGGCCCAGCAUGCCUCCGCCCCCACACCCCCCUGGCGCCCACUCCGCAGGGGACGGCACCCUCAGCAACGCAGCUCCCACUGCCUCCAAAAUAGUAACGGAUGCCCUUCCUAGUGCCCUCACAGGUGGGGAAGGUUCCCAGGACUAAGACACCAGUUCUAGAGUUUCAGAACCGCUUCGCAGCACCUUUCCUGACACGCAUUCAGACUCCGCAAGCAGAGACGUGCCCGGGCGCAUUCU